Molecule: messenger RNA, 1047 nt
Organism: Penicillium verhagenii
Lineage: Eukaryota; Fungi; Ascomycota; Eurotiomycetes; Eurotiales; Aspergillaceae
Product: TauD/TfdA dioxygenase family protein
Exons: 5
Coding region: 1-1047 (348 amino acids)
Cellular component (GO): cytoplasm
Molecular function (GO): 2-oxoglutarate-dependent dioxygenase activity
Source: RefSeq, a predicted model, not a curated record
AUGCAGAACUACCACGCACGCCAACACUCAUCGGGCUCUCUCGAUCACUUCGAACCUGUCAUGGUGACCCCAGUGAUCGGAAACGAGUUCCCCAAGAACACAUGCAACAUCGUGGACGACAUCCUGAAUGCCCCGGAUGCCGACAAGCGCAUUCGCGAUCUCGCGAUCAUGAUCGCCGAGCGCGGCGUCGUCUUCUUCCGAGCCCAAAACAACCUAACAAACGACCUCCAAAAACAACUCAUCCUCCGCCUGGGCGAACUAACCGGCCGCCCAAAAGACCACGGCCUCCACAUCCACCCCGUCACCAACGACGCACGCGAGUUCGGUGACUCGGAUCCAGCCAUCAGUACCAUCAACUCGGAAGGCCGCAAGAAGCUCUACAAGGGGUCUGACUACACGCGCAUGGCAGCCGUCUGGCACAGCGAUAUAGGGUUCGAGAAAGCCCCCGCGGAUUUCUCGUCUCUGCGCUUGAUACAGCUGCCCAAGACGGGCGGCGAUACGCUCUGGGCAUCUGGGUAUGAGAUGUAUGAUCGCAUGAGUAAGCCUUACCGGGGGUUCUUGGAGACCUUGACGGCGAAUCAUGACGGGGUGGGAUUUAGACGGAUGGCGCAGUCGGGGAAGUUUGAGCUUUAUGAGAAGGAGAGAGGGGCGCCGGUUAAUGUUGGCGGAGAGCUUUGUGCGGAGCAUCCUGUGGUUCGGACUAACCCGAUUACUGGCUGGAAGUCCAUAUUUGCUGCUGGAUCUUUCCCCCUGGAGAUUAAUGGCCUCACCCGCAAAGAAAGUGCCAAUAUGCUGCAGCAAUUCCAUGACCUUAUUACCUAUGGUCAUGACCUACAGGUUCGCUUCAAGUGGAAUGAUCCAAAUGAUAUCGCUAUUUGGGAUAACCGGAGCGUUUUCCAUACCGCUACUGGAGAUCAUGAAGGAUUUGGACCCCGGAGUGGUAACCGUGCUGUUGGUGUUGGCGAGAUACCCUUCUUCGACCCAUCUAGCAAGUCCCGGCGUGAGAACUUGGGAAUCGUGGACGACCUAGCUCCUUGCCAUUUAUAA